AGUGACGUCAUGUGUUUACGUGAAAGCUAGCAGCAGCAAACAGUCAAUACGGUAACCGUGGACCACAAACGUGUACCCUAGUGCCACCCGUGUCCGGGUGCCAUGUUCCUCGGUUACACAUGAGCUCUACUAUGUGGUACAUCAUGCAAAGCAUUCAAAGUAAAUACUCCUUGUCCGAGCGUCUCAUUCGCACAAUCGCAGCCAUCCGCUCAUUUCCACACGACAAUGUGGAGGAUCUCAUUCGUAAGGGCGCUGAUGUGAACCGGAUGCAUGGCACACUGAAGCCUCUACACUGUGCCUGUAUGGUCGCUGAUGCUGACUGUGUGGAGCUACUGUUGGAGAAGGGGGCAGAGGUAAAUGCUUUGGAUGGAUACAACCGCACAGCACUGCACUAUGCAGCAGAGAAGGAUGAGAGCUGCGUGGAGCUGCUGUUGGAGUACGGGGCCCAGCCAAACGCUCUUGAUGGCAACAAGGACACCCCGCUGCACUGGGCGGCCUUUAAAGACAACCCAGAGUGUGUGAGAGCCCUGCUGGAGAGUGGGGCCUGUCCCAAUGCACGGGACUACAACAAUGACACGCCUUUGAGUUGGGCAGCAAUGAAAGGCAACCUGGAGAGUGUCAAAGUGCUGUUAGACUAUGGGGCCCAAGUCCAUGUGACCAACCUGAAGGGCCAGACACCUAUAUCUCGACUGGUAGCCUUGUUAGCCCGGGGCCUGGGCACUGAGCAGGAGGAGGAGUGCCUAGAGUUGCUGUGCCGGGCGGCAGGGCAGUUUGAGAUCCGGCGUGCUGACGGCACGCUCCCCAGGGAGCUGAGUAAGGAUCCCCAGCUGCUGGCUAGGCUCACAAACAUGGUGGCUCAAGCUCCAACACUUCGCUCAUUAGCGCGUUGUGCUGUCCGAAAGAGUCUUGGAGUUCAGUACCUUCCCACUGCUGUAAAAGAGCUUCCUUUACCAGAGACGAUCAAAGAAUAUCUAUUGCUUAGAGACUGAAUCCAUGUUAUUAUUAAAUUGCUCUUCACACAGCCUUUUUUGGCAAGGAAGUGUUUGCUUUGAGUUCUAGUUAAUCCUCCUGACGGUGGCCCUUAUUAAUCAAAUCUUCUUGCAUUUGAAUAUAAAGUUGUGCUCUUGGAGAGGUGUACGGACCUCUCCAGGUCUAUUAUUUAGUGCUUCAAAUAAGUGGAGCCGGUUGAUAAGUCUGAUCAGUUUCAGUUUAAGGAAGGAGACUGGACAAGCCAGUGUUGAAUAGAUUGAUUCACAAAGGCGUCAUAAUAAUUUCUGCGAUCUCUGGUAACAAAUUUUUUGAAUUUUUUGAUGCAACAAUGGUUCUUAACCCACUCUGUAUGGAGUACUGACAAACUCUAUAGAGUAACCAUUGUAGGGCUUCAUAUAAGGAAUGAACUUACAUGAAGUUUGAUGUGUCCAGUCCUCUUAAUUGUUCACAAAGAGUCCAUCUUUGUCAUUUUAUUUCAGCUCAUUAUUAAUUUAAUGCUCUGCUAAAUUCACAGAACAUUUUAAUUUAGAUUAAUUUAAAAUAAUGCCAUUGUGAUAUUUCAUGUGGCAUAAAAAAAUCUUGAUUAUUGAGUUUGUUGAAGAAAAAAAUCAGUUUUGGUUAUUGUAAAGUUAAACCUAAAUAUAAGUUAGGUUUAUUAAUAAUGUCUGAAUAUCUGAAGGUUAGUUGGUCUGAUUGUGCCAUCUCUCUCUUAUGAUAAUGUUCUGGUAAACUUACAAUGGCUGUAAAGUUCUAUAUAUAUAUAGAGGGGGAAACAGAAGACAUGUAUAAAAACGUACUUUGACCAGAGCAGAAAAUAUCCUUCUUGAUGGAAACAUUUUGAUUUCUUAUGCAGCAUCACAAAAGUUACACAAUAUUAUCACUGGUUUCACAGAGAGGUUCACGAAAAGUGGCUGCCAAAUCCUCCAUCCAGUUCACUAAAAAUGUUUUAUGCGUUUAAAAGUAACUUUUUUUUUCAUUUAAAUGUUAGAAUCUUAGAACCAUGGAAUGGCAUGAUGACUAGGUGUUUGUUCUAAAGAGUGUGAAAUGUAUUUACGUUUUUUUUUUAUCUGCCUAAAACCUGACUGUUCUGUUCUUGAGUUUGUUUGCUUGUUCUGCUGCUGUGUUAAAAAAAACAAAAGACCCACUAGAUCAUGUCUUGUGUACACCUGCAGAAGUGCUUUUUUUUCUCUUUGUCAAUGUAAAAAAAAAAGUAAAUGCCUUUUUACUUAA
Molecule: messenger RNA, 2220 nt
Organism: Labrus bergylta (ballan wrasse)
Lineage: Eukaryota; Metazoa; Chordata; Actinopteri; Labriformes; Labridae
Gene: asb8
Product: ankyrin repeat and SOCS box containing 8
Biological process (GO): intracellular signal transduction; positive regulation of transcription by RNA polymerase II
Cellular component (GO): nucleus
Molecular function (GO): protein binding; transcription cis-regulatory region binding
Source: RefSeq, a predicted model, not a curated record